GUUCGCCGAGCCAUGUCGUUGAGCCCCAAGCACACGACGCCCUUCUCCGUGUCCGACAUCCUGAGCCCCAUCGAGGAGACCUACAAGAAGUUCGGCGGCGCCAUGGACGGCGCGCCGCCCGGCCUGGGGGCGCCCCUGGGGGCCGCGGCCGCCGCCGCCUACCGUGCGCCGCCGCUCGGCCCCUCCUCGCAGGCGGCGGCGGUGGCGGGCAUGCAGCCGCCCCACGCCAUGGCGGGCCACAACGCGGCGGCGGCGGCGGCGGCCGCAGCGGCGGCGGCGGCCGCAGCCGCCACCUACCACAUGCCGCCGGGCGUCUCGCAGUUCUCGCACGGCGCCAUGGGCGGCUACUGCAACGGCGGCCUGGGCAACGUGGGCGAGCUGCCCGCCUACACGGACGGCAUGCGGGGCGGUGCGGCCGCCGCGGCCACCGGCUGGUACGGCGCCAACCCGGAUCCGCGCUACUCGUCAAUCUCCAGGUUCAUGGGGCCAUCGGCGGGCGUGAACGUAGCCGGGAUGGGGUCGCUGACGGGCAUCGCGGACGCCGCCAAGACGCUGGCGCCGCUGCAUGCGGCUGCGGCGGCGCCGCGAAGGAAGCGCCGCGUGCUCUUCUCGCAGGCGCAGGUCUACGAGCUGGAGCGUCGCUUCAAGCAGCAGAAGUACCUAUCGGCUCCCGAGCGCGAGCACCUGGCCAGCAUGAUCCACCUGACGCCCACGCAGGUCAAGAUCUGGUUCCAGAAUCACCGCUACAAGAUGAAGCGGCAGGCCAAGGACAAGGCGGCGCAGCAGCUACAGCAGGAGGGUGCCCUGGGACCGCCACCACCCCCGCCGCCGUCCCCGCGUCGCGUGGCGGUGCCCGUGCUAGUCAAGGACGGCAAGCCGUGCCAGAACGGUGCCAGCACCCCGACACCCGGCCAGGCCGGCCCGCAGCCGCCGGCCCCGACGCCGGCGCCUGAGCUCGAGGAGCUGUCACCCAGCCCGCCCGCGCUGCACGGGCCGGGGGGCGGUCUGGCGGCCCUGGACGCGACCGCGGGGGACUACGGCGGCGGCGUGCUCGGCGCCAACCUGCUCUAUGGCAGGACGUGGUGA
This is a messenger RNA of Neogale vison (American mink), 1086 nucleotides long. RefSeq names its product NK2 homeobox 4 (gene NKX2-4). The record is from RefSeq and is a predicted model, not a curated record. NCBI's taxonomy places the organism in Eukaryota, Metazoa, Chordata, Mammalia, Carnivora, Mustelidae. Gene Ontology annotation, cellular component: nucleus. The transcript has 2 exons. Gene Ontology annotation, molecular function: DNA-binding transcription factor activity, RNA polymerase II-specific; RNA polymerase II cis-regulatory region sequence-specific DNA binding. Gene Ontology annotation, biological process: cell differentiation; regulation of transcription by RNA polymerase II. Bases 13 to 1086 code for a protein of 357 amino acids.